This is a messenger RNA of Prorocentrum cordatum, 943 nucleotides long. The record is from the annotation of a GenBank genome assembly. NCBI's taxonomy places the organism in Eukaryota, Dinophyceae, Prorocentrales, Prorocentraceae.
GACGGCCAUGGACGAGCGCGCCCCCGACAAGCUGUUGCAGGCCGCCCAGUCGCAGCUGCGGUCUCAGAUCAUCGCCGAGAAGACCACGACGCACAAUAAGUUCGAGAGCGACUUCAGCGGUCAGUACAAGGCGCCGACGACCAGCAAGCGGAACGUCGCGGGUCUCGCGCAACUGAAGGACACGGUCGAGAACCACGAUGGGAAUUUCAGCAUCCGCUCGGCGCUGGGUCGGGUCUUCAACAGGCAGCUGGACUACGACCCGAAGAUGAAGGCCGACUGGGCCAACGCUGAGGACAGGGGGAAGUUCAAGAUCGAGUGGGCGCGCAAGGAGUACAAGGGCAAGAUCAAGUCCAGUCGCACGUUCGAGGAGACGCUGACCAACAGUUGGCUGGAGACGGGCGAGCUGUGCUCGUUCCUGAAGCUGUGCUACGAGGAGGGCGGCCCGCGCGGCCAGCGGGACCCAGACUGCAUAGCGUCGUGCGUCAGGUAUGCGCAACGCUGCAUCGACUUAGGCUUCCCCUUCUGCCAAGUGGACGACAUGAACGACGUCACAAAGUACAUGCACUUCAAAGUGCGGUGGCAGCAGAACUUCGAGAAGGUAUGGCAGGAGAGGCACGAGCAGACGUUGGAGGGCGAGCCCGAGCCCGAGGCGGUCGCCCAGCCCAAGCCGAAGCCGAAGCCGAAGCCGAGGGCGGCGGCGGACAUCGCGAUGAGCACGGCCCUGGGUCAGGCGACCAAGACUGUGACCGCCGCCAAGAGCGUCAUCGCCUCGGCCGCGUCGGUGGAGACGCUGAUCGCCGACGCGAAGAAGGAUGACGAUUGGAUCUGGGCGAAAUCCGAGAAGGUGCACGGCGUGCUCAAGCGGCUCAUCACCACGCUGAACGAGGAGGUCAAGAGCGUCCAGCUGGCCCACCUGCUCAUGACGGGAACCAGUGCUGCGAAG